GAACAGGGCAAAAGGAGUGGGCAGAGAGGGCCUCCUCGCCGCGUGUCCCCGGCAAUCCCGUCCGCCCGGGCGCCGCGGGCCGCGCGCCUCGGGUUCCGCGGGCUGCAAUCUAUCGCGGAAGGGGAGAGCUGGUCCGCGUUGGCCGCUGCCAUGGAGAAAAGAGGCGGUGGCGGCGGCGGCGGCGGCGGCGGGAGGGGGUGAUCCCGCGGGCCGCCCCCUUCGCGAUCCGGUCCCCUUCCCCUCUCUCCCCCCCCCACCCCGCCUAACCCCCCGAUGAGACUCUGCCUGGCCUGGCUGGGCUGCUACCUCUUGUCUCUGUGGGUGCUGAGGAAGAGGAUGUGGGCUGGCCCUGCCAGGUACCUCCGGAGCCCUUUAUCCAGGUCUCUCUACGCCAACAUGAUGGGGAGCCACAGCCAGACGGAGCCGGUCCUCAAGGAGAGCCACCAGUGGUACUUGUGCAAUACGGAGCAGCUGUGUGAAUCCCUUCAGCCGGUCUUCAUCCAGAGUUACCUUGACCAAGGGACACAGAUCUUCUUAAACAACAGCAUUGAGAAAUCGGGCUGGCUGUUCAUUCAGCUUUAUCAUUCCUUCAUGUCCUCUGUUUUUAGCCUGUUUAUGUCUAGGACGUCCAUCAAUGGGUUGCUGGGAAGAGGUUCGAUGUUUGUAUUUUCACCAGAGCAAUUUCAGAGACUGCUUAAAAUAAACCCGGACUGGAAAUCUCGUCGGCUUCUCGAUUUGGGAGCCGGGGACGGAGAGGUGACAAAAGUCAUGAGCCCCCACUUCGAAGAAAUCUAUGCCACUGAAUUGUCUGAAACCAUGAUAUGGCAACUGCAGAAAAAGAAAUACAGAGUGCUCGGCAUCAACGAUUGGCAGAACACAGGAUUCCAGUAUGACGUCAUCAGCUGCUUGAAUCUGCUUGAUCGCUGCGAUCAGCCAUUGACUGUAUUAAAAGAUAUUAGAAGCGUACUGGAGCCAACCAGGGGCCGGCUCAUCCUAGCCCUGGUUCUUCCUUUUCAUCCGUACGUGGAAAAUGGUGGCAAAUGGGACAAACCUUCCGAAGUGCUGGAAAUCAAAGGACGCACGUGGGAAGAACAAGUGAACAGCUUACCGGAGGUUUUCAGGAAAGCCGGGUUUGCCAUAGAGGCUUUUACUAGACUGCCCUACCUGUGCGAGGGGGACAUGUACAAUGAUUUCUACGUCUUGGACGACGCCGUCUUCGUCCUCAAGCCCGUGUGAGCGCGCGUCCCCCCCACACACACACACACCGGUCGAACCCACGAAGCAGCCCGUGAAUGAAGCGUCUUUUGACUCUGUUUUUUUCCUUAUUAACUGCAAGAGGAGAGAGAGGAAGGAAUGAGAUUUUGUUUUUUGGUUUUUUUUGUUUUUUGGUGGUUGUCCUUUGAAAUCGGCAUCAUGUAUGAAGAACUCUAAAAGGUCCAAAUACUAAUUUCUUUGUAGUAUGUAAAAGAAGAAAAAAAAGGACUUUUUUUAAAAAAAGGCAGAACUUUUCCAUUGGUGAUUUCUUAACCCCACCCCCCCACCCCUGGCAACGCACCUGCAAUCCGACAAUAAAUUGAAGAUAUUUUUUAUACCUAAUAAUGGUAGGGUUCAUGAUUCAGCAAUAGCCAAGAUACUGCACCAAUGGAUAACUUUUCAGCUGGUUGGUUUUUUUUAAGUCAUCGGAAGACCGUACUGGCAAUAAAACGGUCCGUUCAAUAUAAGACUAAACUGGGUUGUGGAACGAGCAGUCGGAAUGGAUUUUUUCUUCCAUGCUUAAUGACGUUAUUUUAUCUGUCCGUCUUCGGCAAAUGUUUUUAAUCAUGCUAAUAAAAACCUUUUUUGAGAUGA
Messenger RNA from Sphaerodactylus townsendi, 1848 nucleotides. It is a transcript of the gene METTL9, whose product is annotated as methyltransferase like 9. Lineage: Eukaryota; Metazoa; Chordata; Lepidosauria; Squamata; Sphaerodactylidae. The transcript has 5 exons. The coding region runs from base 274 to 1236 and encodes 320 amino acids. The record is from RefSeq and is a predicted model, not a curated record. Gene Ontology annotation, molecular function: protein-L-histidine N-pros-methyltransferase activity.